This is a messenger RNA of Closterium sp. Naga37s-1, 1828 nucleotides long. The record is from the annotation of a GenBank genome assembly. NCBI's taxonomy places the organism in Eukaryota, Viridiplantae, Streptophyta, Zygnematophyceae, Desmidiales, Closteriaceae.
UGCCGUCGCCCAAUCCCUACAAGCACGCGGCGUCCGUCCAGGCGAAGCCAUAGCACUGGCGCUGCCGAUGACGGUGCAGUCAGUGGCGGCAUACCUGGGCGUGCUGCUGAUUGGUGCGGCCGUGGUGUCCAUCGCUGACAGCUUCUCUGCUCGCGAGAUUGCUGCCCGCUUGAAGAUUGCCGGGGCUACGGCGAUUGUCACACAGGACUUCAUUCCGCGUGGCGGAAAGCUGCUGCCACUCUACAGCCGGGUGGUGGAGGCGGGUGCGCCGCCCGCCAUUGUGCUGCCAGCCACUGAGGGAGCGCCACGUGUCGCGUUGAGAGAGGGCGACGUGUGGUGGAGCAGCUUUCUGGCUGAGGGGCAGCGCUCAACAGAGAGAGGCACCAGCAGCGUGCCAUGUGUCAGCAUGCCAGUGGACGCCAGCAUCAACAUUCUCUUCUCGUCCGGCACCACUGGCACCCCCAAGGCCAUCCCGUGGUCGGCCCUGGCGGCCAUCAAGGCGGCUGCAGACGCGUGGGCGCACCACGACCUCAGGGGCGUGCGACGCGGCACACAGGGGCCAGAGGGGCGCGAGGGGGCGCAUUAUGGCAGCUCACAGAAGCAGCAGCAGCAUCAACGGGGGGCAGCAGGCGACGUGGUGUGCUGGCCCACGGGUCUGGGGUGGAUGAUGGGUCCCUGGCUGCUCUUCGCCGCUCUGCUCAACGGUGCUACUGUAGCUCUCUACAACGGCUCGCCUCUCACCCACGGAUUUGCACGUUUCGUGCAGGAUGCACGUGUGACGGUGUUGGGGGUGGUGCCCAGCCUCGUGCGCUCCUGGAAGGCCUCUGGCUGCACCGACGCCUGUGAUUGGUCGCACAUACGCCUCUUCUCCUCUACGGGAGAGGCCUCUCUCCCCUCCGACUAUCUCUGGCUCAUGUCACGCGCGCGCUACCAAGCACCCAUACUGGAGUACUGUGGGGGCACUGAGAUCGCCGGGGCCUUUCUCACUGGCAGCUUGCUGCAGCCCCAGGCGCUCUCCUGCUUCAGCACCCCCGCCAUGGGGUGCAGAGCGGUGCUGCUGGGUGCAGAGGGGGACGGGGGUGGGGGAGUGGAUGGGGGCAGUGGUGGGGGGGCGAGAGUGGUGGAUCCUGGGGAGUGGAGGAAGGGGGGUGGUAGUGGGGCGGGUGGAAUGGAGGGCGAUGAUUGGCUGAUGGGGGAGUGCGCGCUCAUGCCUCGCAUGCUGGGAGCUUCGUGGAAGCUUCUGAACGCGGAUCACUACAGGGUCUACUUUGAAGGCAUGCCGGAGUUUCGCGGCCAGCGGCUGCGGCGGCACGGGGACGCGGUGGAGUGGGGGGUGGGGGGCUACUGGCGCGCACACGGGCGCACCGACGACACCAUGAAUCUCGGGGGCGUCAAGGUAGGGUCAGUGGAGGUGGAGCGGGUGUGCAACACAGCGCACCCUGCCGUGUCAGAGACUGCAGCCAUUGGCGUCGCACCACGUGGCGGCGGGCCAGAGGAGCUGGUGGUGGUGGCAGUGAUGCGAGGAGGGGGAGUGGUGGGGGAGAAGGGAGAGAGGAGUGGACGGGUGGAUGGGGCGGAGAGGAGCGUGGUGUCGGAGGAUGAUCUGAGGAAGGUGUUUUCUGCUGCUCUCCAGGCCCAUCUGAGCCCGCUCUUCAAGGUGGCAGCAGUGUGGGUGGUGCCAUCGCUCCCCCGCAAUGCAUCCAACAAGGUCAUGCGCCGCGUGCUGCGAGACCUCUUCACCCGCCGCCAGCUCACCGUGCCUUCCACCACCACACCUCCCACUCGGAGGCUUGUUGGAACCACGGGCCGCGCUACCUCCCGCCUUUAG